Molecule: messenger RNA, 2497 nt
Organism: Salmo salar (Atlantic salmon)
Lineage: Eukaryota; Metazoa; Chordata; Actinopteri; Salmoniformes; Salmonidae
Product: 5-hydroxytryptamine receptor 7
Biological process (GO): adenylate cyclase-activating adrenergic receptor signaling pathway; circadian rhythm; positive regulation of MAPK cascade
Cellular component (GO): plasma membrane
Molecular function (GO): G protein-coupled serotonin receptor activity
Source: RefSeq, a predicted model, not a curated record
UUUUUUGAUUAAAUCCUUUUUCCCUGCUGAAAAAAAAUCGAACAAUAUAUCAUAAUAGCAUGCAUCAAGUCCUAUAGCCUUAAGUACAUGAGUAAUAAAAUGUUUGAUACGAUUCAAUUACCUUGCAUGGACUUAUAUGUUUGUGAACACAUUUUCGUGUUUGAGCGUUCGCAGAUGGAUCUAAACCGCUCGUGGGAGCAUGUAUAUCUGUCAGCGAAUUAGCCUACCCUAAACCACACUGGGAAACAAGCGCGUUGUGAAAUCAACCUAAAAAUAGCAUAACAUGCAACGUUUUUUAUGACGUUUUAGUGAUUUUUCUGGGAAGAUUUCUUUGAAGAUAGCUCGAUGCUGGCCAUACAAUUCAUCAUUGUUUUUCGCCUCUUCUUGCGCAUUUGGAGAGGCGCGGAUCACUCUUUUGGGAAGGUGAAACGCUCUGACUGUGCAUGGCUUUAAGGUUUGGGCUUAUGUUUCUCACUACUGGCUGUCUUGUUACAAAGGAAAACAAUAAACUACUGGACCCAAGAUCACAGACGUAGCCUACUGAUCAAGAAUGCGCUUAAUUGGAGUACACUGGCGAGGUGUCCCUUGCAUCACCGCCGGGAUCACGUUUUCGUAAUGUUCAAUACUUCGGGCGUCGAUCCCACUUCCAAUAAGAGAGAGGAUGUUUCCGAAGUUAUCAAUGGCACUCUGGAGCUUUUCUAUAACGUCCUGGUCACAGCUGGUCCAACAGCCAUGUGGAACGAUACGUGCGGGGAGACACUACUUGAUUUCGGCAGUGGAGAGAAGAUAAUAAUCGGAGUGAUGUUGGCAAUCAUCACAGCGGUCACUGUGAUGGGAAACACAUUGGUUGUCAUAGCGGUUUGCGUGGUGAAAAAAUUAAGACAACCGUCAAACUAUCUUCUUGUGUCGCUGGCUGUGGCAGACCUCUCCGUGGCCAUAGUUGUCAUGCCCUUUGUUAUAGUGACAGACCUAACUGGGGGCAAGUGGCUUUUUGGGGAGGUGUUUUGCAACAUCUUCAUUGGUAUGGAUGUAAUGUGCUGCACAGCCUCCAUCAUGACCCUGUGCGUGAUCAGUGUUGACAGGUAUCUGGGGAUCACCCGCCCCCUCACAUACCCAGCCAGGCAGAAUGGCCAGCUGAUGGCCAAGAUGAUCCUGGGGGUGUGGCUGGUGUCCGCCUCCAUCACCCUGCCACCCUUCUGCGGCUGGGCCAAGAAUGUCCACGCGGGCGGUGUGUGCCUCAUCAGCCAGGACUUUGGCUACACCAUCUACUCCACGGCUGUGGCUUUCUACAUCCCCAUGCUCGUUAUGCUCUUCAUGUACUACAAGAUUUUCAGGGCCGCCCGCAAGAGCGGUCUCAAGCACCGCUUCACCGACUUCACCCGGCGCGAGCGGCUGGAGACGGUGGCAAGCGAGGCACUGAGGAUGCAGGGCCUGAAGCCGCAGGGCGUGGCCGAGGAGUGUGCGGUGCUGUCCCGUCUGCUGACCCGCGAGCGCCGCAACAUCUCCAUCUUCAAGAGGGAGCAGAAGGCGGCCACCACGCUGGGGGUGAUCGUGGGCGUGUUCUCCAUCUGCUGGCUGCCCUUCUUCAUCCUGUCCACGGCCAGGCCCUUCAUCUGCGGAGUGGAGUGCAGCUGUGUGCCCAUCUGGCUGGAGAGGUUCCUCCUCUGGCUGGGCUACGCCAACUCCCUCAUGAACCCCUUCAUCUACGCCUUCUUUAACCGGGACCUGCGCUCCACCUACAAGGAUCUGCUGCGAUGCCGCUACCGCAACAUCAACCGACGCCUGUCCGCCGUAGGUGUGCACGAGGCCCUUAAGGUGUAGAAGGAAGAGGACAAUGACAAGGAGGAGGAUAGUUUGGGUCCCCAGAAGCAUCAAAGGAAUUUCUAAUCCUGUCCUCAUUGUAAAGACUACUGGCUGCUACUCUUUGUGAUUGUAUAAUAGAGGCUCAGAGGGAUGACCUGUGACCUGUGGCUGUAGAUAAAGACAGAGACAGACUGUUAAUACCUAUCUAACCCGCUGUAGAGGCACAGAGACAAGGCCAUCACUUAGGUCUUAUGACUGUCUGACUCACUCAGUCAUUCUAUUUUGGGACACAAAACCAUAGACCGUAUUUGACAGCCUAUUCAAGUUGACACUGGCUUUGUGCAUAUGCUACAAUUCAGUCCUGACUUCAUAUUCAUGUCAGGAAGAUGAUGCAUUGACUUGGGAAAUCACAUGCGGACCCUGGCGAUAAUUCUAGGUCAUUAAACGCAUGGGCUGCAAAUGGAUUUCUGCACAAUGAUAUUUGCUAAAUUAAUGCUUGCGCAAGGGGUGCCAUUAGCUAUUGACUUAAACCAGUGAAGGUCGCGGAAUCUGUAUCUAUGUAACUGUUUCCAGUUCAACUUGUCCGUGGUCUAGUAGGUGAUGAUGGUGAACAAUUGAAAGUGGUCUGUAUAGGUACAUGUGAAUCUAUUAUUGUUUGGAGGCAGGCAAGUGUUUAAUGUUCACCAACAAAAAU